Tetranychus urticae (two-spotted spider mite) is the source of this 2717-nucleotide messenger RNA. The record is from RefSeq and is a predicted model, not a curated record. NCBI's taxonomy places the organism in Eukaryota, Metazoa, Arthropoda, Arachnida, Trombidiformes, Tetranychidae.
CUAGUUUUGGCUUCCAUAGGCUAUUUUGACGCCAUUUUGAUCACAAUUGUCUAAACUGUUUCUUUUUAAUGUUGAUUUUGAUUAUCCGAGUAAUUUACAGUUAACUGUUUGUUUGACUUGUUCAGCGCUGAAAUACAUCGACUUAUGUUAUUCAAUAAUUUUUUUGACAAAAUGUGAACCAAAUGAUCAAUUUUACAUUAUCUAACGGAUAACAAAUUCAACCAAAACCAAUGAAUAGCAAUUUAGAUAUUCCUGGUUUCAGUGAUAAAAACGACAGUGUUGAUAAAAUGAAAUCUGGUUUCUGUGAACCUUAUCGAGGAACCGUUUGUUCCCAGCUCAUUGGAAAUCAAACAAUCUAUGUCGAAUCUGAAGGGAUUCAAGAUUUGAUGGAACAAAAAAUUGGCGGAGUUUUCACUGUGAUCAAAUCUUCUCGUGAUGUAUCACUGCAGUGUCAUCGAUUUGCCAUCCCCUCACUGUGUUUUUCAAUAUUUCCACUUUGUAAUCAAGAUCUACCUCAACCUAAACCAAGACAGGUUUGUCGAGAUGAAUGUGAAAUGUUGGAACAUCAAAUAUGUCACUUAGAGUAUACCAUUGCUAAGCGCCAUCCCUUAAUUGGUCAAGCAAAUUUAUUGCCUGCUUGUGAAAAAUUGGCACCAUCAGGCUCAAUAGAAAGUGCUGAUUGUGUACGAUUAGGAGUACCAAAUGUUGUCCAAGUCGUCCAAGAUGAUACAUGUUAUCAAGAUAAUGGGGAAAAUUAUCGAGGAACUACAUCACGAACAGUAACUGGAGUUGAUUGUGCUCCUUGGCAUCAACAAGUUUUUUAUAAGACUGCUGAUUAUCCUGAGCUUAUUGGUGGACAUAAUUAUUGUCGAAAUCCUGGUGGAAUGGAAUCUCAACCUUGGUGUUUUAUUCGUGAUCCAGAAAUGAAAAAGGUUCAUUGUGAUGUACCUAAAUGUGUUGACAAUUUUUGGGUUUACAUUGUUGUUCCAAGUCUUGGUGCCCUAGUCCUGUUUAUACUUUUAUUAGCUUUAUGUUGCCUUCGACGUAAACCUCGAUCUAAAUCUUCUGGUCCUCAAUUUGCUUCUGGACGUCAAAGUGAAUCUUCAAUAUCAAAUUUACAAUCAAGUCGAAACGGUGUUGGUGGAAGUGGAUCAGUUGAAAUGAACUCAUUAUUACCUAAAAAGCAAUCACAUGCAACAGAAUAUCCAUUAUCUUGUUUAAAAUUUAUUGAAGUCUUAGGUGAAGGAGCUUUUGGUAAAGUGUAUCGAGGUGAAUUGAUUAUGUCACUUAAUGAUACUGUACCUAUUGCCAUAAAAACAUUGAAAGAAGAUGCUAAUAUGAAAACUCGACAAGAUUUUCAACGUGAAGCUGAUUUAAUGGCAGAUUUAAUUCAUCCAAAUAUUGUUUGUCUUCUUGGUGUUUGUUUUAAAGAGGAACCAAUGUGUAUGAUGUUUGAAUUUAUGUCAGAAGGUGAUCUUCAUGAAUAUUUGAUCACUCAUUCUCCAGGUAGUGAAAUGGUUAAUAAAGAUGGAACAAGACCUCGAGUUUUAGAUAUAAAUGAUUUUCUUCAUAUUUCAACUCAAAUUGGUGCUGGUAUGGAAUAUCUUGGAAGUCAUCAUUAUGUUCAUCGAGAUUUAGCAGCUCGAAAUUGUCUUGUUUCUGACCAUUUAACUGUAAAAAUAUCUGAUUUUGGUUUAUCUCGUGAUAUUUAUGCAUCGGAUUAUUAUCGUGUUCAUUCAAAAUCUUUAUUACCAGUUCGUUGGAUGCCACCUGAAUCAAUUUUAUAUGGUAAAUUUACAACUGAAUCAGAUGUAUGGUCAUUUGGUGUUUUACUUUGGGAAAUAUUCUCAUAUGGAUUACAACCUUAUUAUGGUUAUACAAAUCAACAAGUAAUUGAUAUGAUAAGAGGUCGUCAUUUAUUACCCUGUCCAUCUGAAUGUCCACCAAACAUUUAUUCUCUAAUGAAUCAAUGUUGGACUGAAAAUCCAGCACAAAGACCUUCUUUUAGUCAACUUCACCAAAGAUUGAGAAAUUGGAAAGCAGUUUACAGUAACACCAUUGCAUCAACUACAUUACCUUCAGCUAGUAGUCAUUCAUCUAGUCAUUCUGGUAUCAAUUUAAUGGGCUCAACUCUACCUCAUCAUCAUAACCAUAAUCAUCAGCAUCAACAGCAUCAUCAACAACAGCAACUUCACAAUCAACAUAAACUUUCAUUAACUUUAGGAUCUCGUUCAACAUCAGGAGGAAUUGGAGGAGAUGGAAGAGAAGGAAGAAACAUGUCUAAUAAUAAUUUAAAUCUUCAUCAUCUACUCCAGUCAUCAACAUCGCCACAUUCAUCAUCUUCACUGUCUCAACAUUACGGAAUAACAACAAAUGUACGACAAAAUAAAGAUAGCGGGUCACCUUUAAUUUCGCAACAACAAUUUCCAGUUAUGAAUCAUCAAACAAUUCAACAACAUUUUAAUGGACAUCAAAAUCAAACACCUUACAUAUUAAAUCAGCAUCAUUUUAUAACAACUAAUCAUGGAUCAAAUUCACCAUCUUUAAGUAAUCGAAGUAUGUCAACAAUGACAGGCCAUACAUUCAAAGGUCAUAAUAACGGUGCAUAUAAUCAGUAGAUUUACUGUGUCGAUACACAUAUGAACAUGAAAGUUCUUUUCACAUUGGAACCAUUUCGACGACUAAUCACUAUGAAUUCUAUGAAAUUUCAAGUUAUA